Dendronephthya gigantea is the source of this 1193-nucleotide messenger RNA. Its product is annotated as 3'(2'),5'-bisphosphate nucleotidase 1-like. Gene Ontology annotation, molecular function: 3'(2'),5'-bisphosphate nucleotidase activity. The record is from RefSeq and is a predicted model, not a curated record. Lineage: Eukaryota; Metazoa; Cnidaria; Anthozoa; Malacalcyonacea; Nephtheidae. The coding region runs from base 33 to 968 and encodes 311 amino acids. The transcript has 5 exons. Gene Ontology annotation, biological process: phosphatidylinositol phosphate biosynthetic process.
UUAUAUUUAAUGUAUAUUAAAUUUCUCAAAACAUGGCGGUGGCAAGUUCAAAUAUUCCUUUUAUCCUUCGUCUUGUUUCUUGCUCGGUCGCAGCUGCAAAUAAAGCCGGCAAUAUCAUUCGUAAUGUCCUGGAGAGGGGCAAUCUGGAGGUCGUCGAUAAAAAUUUAGGCAAAGGUGAGCCAGAUCCACAAACGAUUGCAGAUCGUGCAGCUCAGAAAUGCAUAAUUACGUCGUUGCAGAAGAAAUUUCCAGCGAUUAAGAUCGUUGGAGAAGAGGAAGAUUGCUCUGAUAUCAUUGAGGUUGCAGAAACAGAGGACGAUUCAAAUGUUUUGCAGCAGACAUGUCCUGUAGAACUGCAAAAUUGUAAAGAGGAUGAGGUUGUUGUUUGGGUUGAUCCUUUGGAUGGCACUAAAGAGUUUACAGAUGGUUAUAUAGAACAUGUAACAGUUCUCAUUGGCAUAUCACGUGCCGGAAAACCAAUAGCAGGAGUGAUUCACCAACCUUUUUACAAAGCUGCAGAGAACCCAAAGACCACUGGUCGAACUAUCUGGGGAAUGCAAGGCAUUGGUUCUUUUGGAUAUGAAAGAGGCACACACGAGGGUCUAGUAAUUAUUACUACUAGAUCACACAGCAGUAACAUUAACCUGGAGACAAUUGAAGCAAUGAACCCAACAAAGAUCACAAGAGCUGGGGGUUCUGGGUACAAAGCACUGUCCGUGCUUCUGGGUGAGGCAGACGCUUACAUAUAUGCAAGCAAAGGAACAAAGCGUUGGGAUACCUGUGCACCAGAUGCUAUCCUACGAGCUGCAGGUGGAGCCAUAACUGAUAUCUUAGGAAACGAAAUUAAAUACGAGUACAAUAUGGAUUAUAUGAACUACACUGGCUUGCUGGCAACAUUGAAGGAUCAUGACACUUUUUUGAGCAAGGUACCACAAAGUACCAAAGACAUUGUUGCUACGAACAUUUAAUUCACCAUGAUUGUAUUUUUUUGGAUGCAAUGGUUGUUAUAUUUAUGAAAUGAUAUGUAAUUUAUCUAAUGUAAUAAUAAUAUGCAACUUCAUCAAUUUCUAGUAUAAUAAGGAAUAAAUAUACAAGACAAUUUUGAGUCCUCAAUAGAUAUGAUUCUAAUCAAGAAAUAUUUUGAAAUGGACACAAAUUGCAUCUAAAAAUCUCCAAAUUAAGCUUAUCAUAUU